Cynara cardunculus var. scolymus (artichoke) is the source of this 687-nucleotide messenger RNA. Its product is annotated as ferredoxin-thioredoxin reductase catalytic chain, chloroplastic-like. The transcript is spliced from 6 exons. Lineage: Eukaryota; Viridiplantae; Streptophyta; Magnoliopsida; Asterales; Asteraceae. The record is from RefSeq and is a predicted model, not a curated record. The coding region runs from base 111 to 569 and encodes 152 amino acids. Gene Ontology annotation, molecular function: oxidoreductase activity, acting on iron-sulfur proteins as donors.
UCAAAUAUAUACAUACACACAGAUGUAUAUAUAGGUUUUCGAGGAUGCUGUACGGUUUUUUCGUUUCUGCAUCCAUUGGAGGUACUUCUCUGAAUUAAUCGAAAUUGGAGAUGGCGACCACGAUGACAUCUCUGCCGGCGACGUCCUCUUACUCCGUCGGCUUUGGGAUUCCCUCUGUCAUUACUCCUCAAACGCGCUUCCAUCGCCGUCGAAUUGUAAUUGCGAAAGCCGAGCCCUCAGAUAAGUCUGUUGAGAUUAUGCGUAAAUUCUCAGAGCAGUACGCCCGUAAAUCUGACACGUUUUUUUGCGUCGACAAAGGUGUUACUUCUGUAGUUAUCAAGGGGUUGGCGGAUCAUAGAGAUUCAUUGGGUGCACCGCUUUGUCCUUGUAGGCACUAUGAUGACAAAGCUGCAGAGGCAAGUCAAGGCUUUUGGAAUUGCCCUUGUGUACCCAUGAGAGAAAGGAAGGAGUGUCAUUGCAUGCUUUUCCUCACGCCCGAUAACGACUUUGCCGGCAACGAGCAGGCUAUUUCCUUGGAAGAAAUCAAAGAAUUGACUGCCAACAUGUAGCUGCCCCAAUCUCUUUCCAAACCACAGUUCCUUACAUUUAUAUAUGUAUCUUAAAUGAUUAUUAUAUCAUAUCACCAAUUUGGUUGUAUUUAAUCACUAAUAUUUAACUUCCCUUCCA